Polistes canadensis is the source of this 1792-nucleotide messenger RNA. RefSeq names its product RING finger and transmembrane domain-containing protein 1-like (gene Rnft2). Gene Ontology annotation, biological process: positive regulation of ERAD pathway. Gene Ontology annotation, molecular function: ubiquitin protein ligase activity. NCBI's taxonomy places the organism in Eukaryota, Metazoa, Arthropoda, Insecta, Hymenoptera, Vespidae. The coding region runs from base 392 to 1759 and encodes 455 amino acids. The transcript is spliced from 4 exons. The record is from RefSeq and is a predicted model, not a curated record.
AUGUGUAUAUAUACACUUGUGUCCACAGCAAAAUAACAAUCCGUUUUAAACUAUAAACUUUCACUUCAAAACUCGCACGGUCUUUAAGAUACACAAGUGACGUGAUUGCGUGUGUUACGAAAUAUUGGAAAUUUAUAUUACCGGAGAAAAAUACAGCAAAAUUAUCUGUUAAUUUUGAUUAUUAAUUUACAAGCAAUCAAAAAUGUUGUUUCAUUUUAAAUAGUUACAAAUAUUAAUCUUUAUAUUUAUUACAUAAUAUUUUAUUACAAGGAUCAAAGAUUGAAAAAGUUUAAGAAUUAAUGCAAAAAUAUGUUUAAAAUUUGACUUUGAAAUGUAACUUCUUAUCUUCAUCUUUCUAAUAUCAUUUUAAAAAAUAUUCCAUUAAAAAUAUAUGAUGACAGAAAAAGAGAGAUUAGCAAUUUUACAAAAUAGACUUAUUAGGUUUAAAACGAAUACCACUGAAACAAAUCAAGUGGAAAAUUUGACAAAUUCAGCACCUGAAUGUACAACUAAUACUCCAACGUUUGAUUCUGACACAAGGUUACCUCAACAUUCCAGAAUUUUGACCAAUUUAUCUUCCUCUGUUCAAAGAAGCUACACUGCAUUUAGUUCUCUAGUAAAUUUGCCAAGGCUUCAAAAUCAAACAAGAGCCAUUCUUAGUUCGACAAGUAAUUAUAAUGUUUAUGAUCAAACAAUGAACAAUAUUAUUAUGCGCAAUCAACAACCCACAAACUAUAAUCAUAGUCAUCAUCAUCAUCAUCAUCAUCAUCAUCAUCAUCAUCAUCAUCACCAUCAUCGUCAUACUAAAAAUGAUAAUUCUUUAAAUAAUAUGCAUGAAGCAACAAAUGAAGUGACAACAGAAGCAUACAAUAAUAUUAAUAAUAGAAGAGCUCAAAAUGGGCUCGAAAGAAGUCCGGAGACAGUAGAAUUACUAAAUCUGUUGCAAACAUAUUUCCCUUAUAUUUUAAUCCUUUUAGUUAAGGGCGCAUAUGAUCAACGAAUAGGAAUAAUUAAUAUUGCUUUAUUGCUCGUAACUUUCUUAUAUACCAAUAAUGAUCUUAAGAACGAAAUUGCCAAACAACAGAACAGAAGUUGGUUUUUUUUAUUAUUAAUUAUGUGCUUUAUAGCAGGUUGUUUAUUCGUCUUAAAUGUUAUUUUUGAUAUAAAUGUAUCUACGACUCAACCUCUUUCACUCUCAGAGCUUGUAUGGUCAGUAAUUGCAACAGAUUUUAUAAUAAAAUUGAUUACUGUUGCUUUUAAAGUGAUUUUAACUUGUUUACCUAUAAGACUACUAGCGUGUCACAAACGUGGAAAAUAUUAUGUGAUGAUAGAAGUUACAUCUCAACUUUGUCGUCGUUUUGCACCAAUUCAACCAUGGAUAUAUUAUUUGAAUGAAGCAUAUCAAGGUCCAGAAAAAGUAGUAGGACUAGUCUUAACUGCAAUAUAUACUAUCAAUAAAAUAAAUAAUUUAAUAGAAUUUUCAAAAUUCUUUCUUAAAACAUUAUGGAGGUUUAUAGAGGAUGAGAGGUUAGGAUCAAAUCCAUCUGCAGAACAAUUAAUAAAUUCUGGUGGAAUAUGUGCAAUAUGUCGUGAAGAAUACAAAGUACCAAUUAUUCUAAAAUGUCAACAUAUUUUCUGCGAAAUUUGCGUGUUAACAUGGCUAUCUACGGGAAGAUUAUGUCCAAUGUGUCGUGCACCAAUUACAGAUGAUGCAAUUUACCAUAACGGUCAUACAACAUUGUUUGUUCAAUUGUACUGAAUAAUGGAUUGUUAUAUAAAUUACAAGAUCAAA